AUGAGUCAGUACGUGCACGUCCCCAAGUCCGAGCUCGACGAGGCGCAACUCCGUGCGCUCGAGGAGCACGAAAUCAGUCAGGGCCCCUUGUCGGUCCUCCAGCAGGCGGUUCGGAAUCAUACACAAGUCCUAAUUUCCCUACGAAACAACAAAAAGCUGCUAGCACGCGUCAAGGCAUUUGACAGACACAGCAACAUGGUUUUGGAGAACGUGAAGGAGAUGUGGACAGAACUGCCCAAGGGCAAGAACAAGAAGCCGGUGAACAAGGACAGGUUCAUCAGCAAGAUGUUCCUCCGUGGCGAUUCUGUCAUUCUGGUUCUACGCAACACUGCUUGA
Dichomitus squalens LYAD-421 SS1 is the source of this 336-nucleotide messenger RNA. Its product is annotated as Sm-like ribonucleo protein. The transcript has 6 exons. Lineage: Eukaryota; Fungi; Basidiomycota; Agaricomycetes; Polyporales; Polyporaceae. The coding region runs from base 1 to 336 and encodes 111 amino acids. Gene Ontology annotation, biological process: spliceosomal snRNP assembly; RNA splicing. The record is from RefSeq and is a predicted model, not a curated record. Gene Ontology annotation, cellular component: U2 snRNP; U1 snRNP; U4/U6 x U5 tri-snRNP complex. Gene Ontology annotation, molecular function: RNA binding.